Molecule: messenger RNA, 3382 nt
Organism: Pelobates fuscus (common spadefoot toad)
Lineage: Eukaryota; Metazoa; Chordata; Amphibia; Anura; Pelobatidae
Product: semaphorin-6B-like
Biological process (GO): negative regulation of axon extension involved in axon guidance; positive regulation of cell migration; neural crest cell migration
Cellular component (GO): plasma membrane
Molecular function (GO): semaphorin receptor binding; chemorepellent activity
Source: RefSeq, a predicted model, not a curated record
UGAAAUGUUGGGAAUCUCAGAAAGAGGGGGUCUAAUGGGGAGAUGCAAUGAGGACCAGUGAGGCCAGAAUUCGCUCCGGAGGAUUCUCCCAGAGGGAUACACAGCGGCCUUGCCAUUGGCUAUUGACUCUUUAACGGGGAAUACAAGGUUGCUCAUAGGUUGCAUAACAUGUUCCUCCAGUGGUUCUGUCUUGCGGUGAUGGGAGUUCUAGGAGUAUCAAUGUUCCCAGAUGAGAUGACACCUAUCACUGUGGAUGCAGCUGAAUAUCUCCAAACAUAUCCUGUGUUUGUGGGAAAGGGUCCCAGCUGGACUCCUCAGAGAGGUACAGAACGUUUGAGCAUCCAGAAAAUGCUAAGAGUGAACAGGACGCUUUACAUUGGGGACAGGGAUGCUCUGUAUCAGAUUCCGUUGGACUCAAAAGGGGCAGAACUGAAGUAUCAUAAGAAAUUAACCUGGAAAUCAAACUACCAAGAUAUUACUGUGUGCCGAAUGAAAGGGAAACAGCAGGAUGAAUGCAGGAAUUUUGUGAAGGUUCUUAUUCUGAGAGACAAUCAAACUCUUUUUGUAUGUGGAACCAACGCUUUCAACCCUGUGUGUGCAGACUAUAGGACUGACACUCUGGAACAAGUUGGGGACACUCUGAGUGGGAUGGCUCGUUGUCCAUAUGACCCUAAACAUGGAAAUGUAGCUCUUUUUGCAGAUGGAAUGCUCUUCACCGCUACUGUAACAGAUUUCCUUGCAAUUGAUGCUGUCCUCUACCGCAGCCUUGGUCAGCUUCCAGCUCUCCGCAGUGUGAAACAUGAUUCUAAGUGGUUCAAGGAUCCAUACUUUGUCCAUGCGGUGGAGUGGAAGGACCAUGUCUAUUUUUUCUUCAGGGAAAUUGCAGUGGAAUUCAGCUACCUUGAAAAGGUUGUUGUUUCUCGUGUUUCCCGUGUGUGUAAGAAUGAUAUGGGGGGAUCUCAAAGUGUUCUAGAGAAGCAAUUUUCCUCCUUCCUAAAGGCACGUCUGAACUGUUCAGUUCCAGGAGACUCUCACUUUUACUUCAAUGUCAUCCAGCAAACCAGUAAGAUAUUGGAUGUAGGAGGAAGGCAUGUCAUCCUGGCUCUGUUCUCCACACCUACUAACAGUAUUCCUGGUUCGGCUGUGUGCAUGUUUGACAUGGAGCAAAUGGCGUCCGUGUUUUCAGGAAGAUUUAGAGAGCAGCGCACUCCGGAUUCUAUCUGGACAGCAGUGCCCGAGGAACAAGUACCAGAACCACGCCCAGGAAGCUGUGUUGGCUCUCUGCAUUCCUAUAAUUCUUCUCGAAGUCUUCCUAAUGAAGUUUUGAAUUUCGUGAAGUCACAUCCUUUAAUGGAAGAUUCUGUUCCUUCUGUUGGGAGUUCUCCAUGGAUAAUAAGAACAUUAACAAAAGGUCAGCUGACACAUUUAGCAGUGGACACAUCUUGUGGAGUCAACGUGAAUCAAACGGUCCUCUUUCUUGGAACAGACUCGGGAACUGUCUUGAAAUAUCUUAUAAUUCCAAAAUUGGACAGCGCAGAUGCAGGCAUCCCAGCCAAUCACAGUGUCCUACUUGAAGAGAUACAGACAUACCCUGCAGAAAGGUGUGGUGAAGGAGAACAGAGACUGCUGGACAUGGAGCUUGAUAAGGAGUCAGGGUCCCUUCUCUUGGCUUAUGACAGCUGUGUAGUGAAAGUGCCCCUUGCUCGCUGCCAGAAACAUAAUGGCUGUUUUAGAAACUGUCUGGAAGCCCAGGACCCAUAUUGUACAUGGGAUGCUGAAAACAAUCGAUGUGUCUUCAUUCCAAAUGGAUUCAGAUCCCAAGAUGAGCAGGACCAGAGUGGGAAUCAAAAAUUUAACCUUGGUGACUGUGAAGGUGUACUGACACAGAGCUUCGUGGAACAGCUAAAUAGAGAAGUGUCUCUUAACAUCCUAGUAAUUUCAUCAGUUGCAGCUUUUUUAGUGGGUGCCUUGUUGUCCGGAAUAGGUGUAUGCUGGAUGAGUUCUCAACAGGGAAAUAAUCUACAAUGCAGGCAAAAGCAGAACGACACCGGUCUGAGUCAAGGCAAUUCUGUGCAAAGUAUGAGUCACAGUGAAAAUUUAGGUCAUCCAGAACAAGACACUCUUCUUACCUCCCUAAUAUUACAUAGCUGGAAUCCAGAGCACGGCAAGGAUCAUACCGGCAUUCCACCCACUCCAGAACAAACUCCUCAACAACACAGGAAGGGAAAUAGCCCCCAAGACUAUCUCACCUGUUCUCUACAAGAACCCUCCAUAAUUCUACUGAACUCAGAUACUAAUCCACUGAAAAUCACACGCACGCAGGAUACGUACUAUCCAAAAACAGAGGACACGCAGUAUCUACCACCAGCUAGGGAAUACUAUUUGCCCAUUUGCGGAGAGGAACAUCGAUAUUUACCCCAGCAUGGUGAAGGAAAUCAAUAUAUAACUGAAGAUCAAAAUCCUUAUUACGUGCGCCAGCACAAGCAAAAAGACCCUUGCUACCUCUCUCCACAUGCCGAAGAUGGUAAUUUUUAUUCACAGCACGGAGAUAACAUUUGCUACUUUCUUCCAUGUAGGAAGACUCAAUAUUUAUCACAUCGCCAAUCUCAGAAUCAGCUCUUACAAGGACAGAGCUCCCAUUGUUUGCUACCAGACAUGUUAUCCCAGUCGUAUUUAUGCAGUAAGCGCAAACAUGUAGUAUCAGCGCCGCAUGAGAGGUUUUACCGGUCACAAGUCCAGGACUGCACUCCACAAAUUAUCUGCAUAACUUGGAAUUGUGUGGACAAUUGGUCAAAUCCACUUGAAUUUUAUACUUACGGUCAGGGCCUUCCCUGAGUUUGAUACCUAGUUCAGACUUUAGGUUUAAUGCUGCGGGUUGGCAUGUUUUUAGCCCCCUCAGCACAACGAGAGAAAAUAGUGUGACAUGAUGAAGAAGAUGUUGCAUUUAAGGACUUUUACCUUUGUAGGUCAAGUAGCGAUCAUGUGAGACAGCUGGACAAUAUACAGCGAGAUAGAGUGGGGGAGAUAAGGGUUAGUUUUUAUGAUAUUCUCUGAUCAGCCAAGCACAAUAUGUCCAUAUAAAUAUUUUAAUUAUUGUUCUUUGGUAAACACUGGGUGAAGCUGAAGCAGCAUAUGGCCAAUACGAAUGUGUGUGUAUGCUAGAAUGUUUUGGGUUCUUUUUUUUUUAGAUGGGAUUGAAGGAAGUAAUUGGGCUUCUAGGUAGAUGUAAGAUUUGAAAGGUAAGGAGGCUUUUCAUGAUUUUGUUAUAUAUUCAGUUACACUGCUGCAGCUGCAAAAACAGCAAAAUGUUAUCAUAUACAUAUAUAAAAGAAAAAGUAUAUAUAUAUAUAAAAUGUUGCCUUUUUAUAGCUCAAUGCUAGCA